GAUCCUAGGUACUAUGUAUAGGUGCAAUGGGGGCUGAAUUGCGCGUCAGGGUUGAUAUUGCGACACUACAACUCAGCCCUAGGUGCUAUAUCUAAUGUCCCUACCCGAGUCAGCAUGCGCGUAGGUUUCAAGUAGAAAUCCCGGCAUCGCUUUUCUUUGAUGACUAUCGCGUUAGAACUUUUAUUGGUGGCUAUGUACAAAACCUCAACGUGGGCGCUUUUGGAUUUUCUCAACCAGCCGACUCGUUAAAUCUACAGCAUUUCGUUGGAUGUUUUUCAGUCGGAUGAUCUACAUCGACCCGAUUAGGGUAGAGUUGUGAGGACGCGUGGUUCAUUUUCGAUUACAUGAAUAUGUCCCUAACCUCUUCGCACGUAACAUUCAGCAUAGACUGGCAGGCGCCAGCAUUUUCGACACUCAAUUUUGAUCCCCACAAUGAAACCAUCUGUAAAGCCGCUGGCGCGUGGAAGGCUGCAACCCUGAGCGUCUUCCAGGGGAAUCAGAACAUUAUCACCACUAACUAUGUCACGGAUUACCUGAAGGCUAUUCUGCCCUCUAAUGUGACGCGACCAAGCGACUGGGUGUUGAUACAUUGGUAUAAUGAUUAUAUCAUAAAGGAAGUUAUUACAGACGAUACGAAUUCUACGGUCCCAAUCAAUGGUUCGCUUGCAGAGAAAUUCAAUGCGUUUCCCCUUGUCAAUUGUACGACCGAUAUCUGCAAGAAUCUCGAUUGGAUCGGUGACCCGGACGUAUCAGGGCGAGGGAUGUUGAUUACAUAUUACAUUGCGGCCGGGCUCGUGACGAUAUAUCUAUGUGCACUCACGUUAACCGACACCGGUCUCUUCAGACAACAGUUCCCCACAGGAUCAAAGAGAGCUUGGAUACUUGCGGCUAUCGAGGAAUCUGCUAGCACGUUCCUGGAUGCAACGCUAAUAUUUGCCGUCUCGAUGCUUGCCGCUGCUUGUUUCCGAUUAUCUCAAGCUUACUUGCAGGAGUUUGGCCAUAUCAGUGGUCAUUGGAUGAUCUACGCUUCCAUCGGAUCCAUAUAUAUGUCGACGUUCUCAUCCUUACUCCCUUUACUGCUACAGCUAUCAGCGCACGGCGUGCGGCAUCACUGGCUUCGAGUUGUCAUGUGGACACUUGUCAUAUUGCUUGGCAUCGCUAACGAGAUCUUGUAUGAUUAUUUCUUCGGAAAGGUGAAGUUUCAUCUGUUUUCUCAGUUGAAGGAUAUGCUUGAAAAUAUCUGGCUGGGCGUGUGCAGCCCUCUCAAAUUGUUGAACUACGGCCUCGACCCGACUCUUCGCAUCGCCCAAAUUCUAUUGGUUCUUAAUGCAUUUUCCUACAUCAUAUGGAUGGCAUGUAAGGGAAGAACCGCAAACACCCAGAGAUCGCCAAGGCUUAGGCUGUUUCGGCAGAAAGCGGUUCGAUUCAUCAAGAUCUUGAAUAUGGCGGUCUGUUGUUUGUUGAUGUGGUCAAUGUUGGGACUUUUCCAUAUCUAUAGAGACAAGGUUAAUAAUACAGCUGGGAAGGAUAACCAGAAUUCGGACUGGACGUUCGGCCAAGUCCUCGCCGUUGCCACCUGGGUUCCUGUCCUGGUGGAGUUCGUUACCGUUCUCAAAUAUGGACCCGAGGAAGGACUCGGCAAGAAGAUUUCAAGGAAGUACACCAUCAUCCCGAAUAACUCUUUUGAUUACGACCAUAAUAAAGAGGAUUCGCAGUAUUUGAAAGUAAACCCUGGGCAUUCGAAUCUUUGAGUCGAUUUUGGUGAUGGGUAUCAUCGAGAAAGGAGGAAAACCACCUCACGAAUAAUACACAACUUUUGAAUAAACGGCAUCUAUGAUACUCCCGUGGAUUGUGCUUGAACUACUAAGAUUACGACCAAGUAAUCGGAUACCGUGAAUGUUUAGGGAAUAUUACCUGGGUACUAAGGUAU
Molecule: messenger RNA, 1930 nt
Organism: Annulohypoxylon maeteangense
Lineage: Eukaryota; Fungi; Ascomycota; Sordariomycetes; Xylariales; Hypoxylaceae
Exons: 3
Coding region: 345-1751 (468 amino acids)
Source: RefSeq, a predicted model, not a curated record